This is a messenger RNA of Lolium rigidum, 1292 nucleotides long. RefSeq lists its product as uncharacterized. The transcript has 10 exons. The record is from RefSeq and is a predicted model, not a curated record. Bases 1 to 1143 code for a protein of 380 amino acids. Lineage: Eukaryota; Viridiplantae; Streptophyta; Magnoliopsida; Poales; Poaceae.
AUGCCGCGCGAGCACCGUGCAAAAGACGACGCCGGUACUUCCCCACUAGACCCUGAAGAAUCCAAUUCCGACGAGGCUGUACUACAUGCUACGGAACCACGCAUAGACGUACAAGAAGCAGAGCUUCUGAUCCAAGAGCUUAACGCGUUGGGCAUCGGAGAGGCAUUCAGCGAGCAGGAGUUCCUCCAUUACUUCGACCGGCUGGCCUGUCAACCUCCUUGGAUCGACCUUAAAGUCCGGCUGAAAGGCGAGGAACUUGUUAAGCUGUACGAUCGCCACGCACUCUGUCGCCUCAGAUAUUACAAACACAAGUUAAAACAAGCAUCCAAGGAAGAGCUGCGUGACGAUAAACUGAAGAGGAUUCUUGAUAUAUCUGAGGAUGACUGUAACAACGAGUUUCUUAAGAAAGAGAGGUUCUUCUGGCGUUUUGAGCAAGACGGGAGAUUUGAUUGGUGCUUUCACCCUGAUUACUUGGCAUGUUCUUUCCUGGAUGACUACCAACGCCUAGUUCCUAAAAAUCAUGGGUACAGCAAGUGGAGUGAGUACCACACAUACCUUCAUAGCUAUGAGCUGGAAAAAGAGUAUGUGGAGUACUGUCAGGAAUUAUCCAAGCAACUCAAGUGGAUGGAACCUUAUGUAGAUAUGGACCGGUCAUCUGUCAAGUGGGGUAAGAUAUCAUCCCGGGGAACUUUACAGGCAAUUAAGAUUGCUGCUACUAGCUUUCACAAGAUCACUUCGUGUUUAGCUUUCACUGGUUACUAUGAGUGUAAAGAGAGCAUGUCUUAUGAUACUUUUUGGUUUAAGGAGUAUGAUGGUGUCUAUUUUGAGAUUUGGCGGCGGGUCACUCAGGGAAUGAGUUUCGAGAAGGCUCUGGGGGAGGUUUAUAAUCUCAACAUGUUUCCGUUACGCCAACAUAUGAUGAAAGCUGCACUGGAGCAUGAGGAAGCCAUGAUGAUGGUGGAAGAUGAGUUUCUUACAUGCACAGCAACCAUUACCCCAGAAGUUAAAGAGGAUAAAGCUAAGGAGUUGAUUGCAGAUGCAGUUAAUAAGCGGAUUCAAAAGCCGAAGUCCUAUGAGGAGUAUAUCAUAAAGAAGAUACACAUUGCCCGCGUCAUUGGAAUUCUUGAUGCUGAUGAAGAUUGAGAUAAUAGUCAAACAUGCUUUCGUUUCUUAGAUUAUUAAAUCGGACUAUCCCUUCGCCUUUUGCUACUGUGCUGCCACAUGUGAUUGAGUACUAGAUGGUCCAUGCGCGCCCUGCCGCGCCGACCUUCAAUACUUCGAUUAGAUUUUGU